AUGUCAACGAACUCCAAGGCAUCAAAUUAUUUCUUCGUAUCGCUCGUAAGUGGUGGAUGUGCAGGUACUGCCACCGACUUGACGUUUUUUCCCAUCGAUACUUUAAAGACAAGACUACAAGCAUCUGGAGGCUUUUUCAACAAUGGUGGUUUUAGGGGGUUGUAUAAAGGUAUUGGAUCUGCAUUAGUAGGAUCGGCACCAUCGGCAUCUUUAUUUUUCAUCACAUAUGACACCAUGAAAAGAUAUCUUUACAGAGUUCUCCCUAGUCAUUUUUCGAAGGAAUCAACUGCAUUAACUGUGGCCCAUAUGAUCAGCUCGUCUAUGGGUGAAAUAGCAGCGUGCACAGUUCGAGUUCCAGUGGAGGUGAUCAAGCAGAGAACUCAGUCAAUGCAAUUUAAGACAUCAUGGGAAUCGUUUAAAUUCAUUGCAGGAAACAAGUCUGGUGAAGGUAUCUUAAAAGGGCUUUAUAGGGGUUACGGAACUACAAUUAUGCGUGAAAUUCCGUUUACGACUAUCGAAUUCCCCCUUUAUGAGGCAUUGAAGGCUGAAUGGGCAGAGAAAACGAACGUAAAGCAUUUGUCACCUGGAAAAGAUGCCGUUUGUGGGUCUAUUGCAGGGGGUAUAGCAGCUGCCAUUACAACGCCAUUAGAUGUCUUAAAAACCAGGCUUAUGCUAGAAAAGCAGCGGGUUCCUGUUUUCAAAAUGAUAAGCAGAAUGGUGCAAAAUGAAGGGUACAGCAUCUUUCUCAGUGGAAUCGUUCCAAGAACUAUGUGGAUUAGUGCAGGAGGUGCUGUCUUUUUAGGAGCCUAUGAGACUGUUAGUGCAUCCCUGAGAACUCUGUAUGAACUUGAUUAG
This is a messenger RNA of Brettanomyces bruxellensis, 855 nucleotides long. RefSeq lists its product as uncharacterized. The record is from RefSeq and is a predicted model, not a curated record. Gene Ontology annotation, molecular function: S-adenosyl-L-methionine transmembrane transporter activity. Bases 1 to 855 code for a protein of 284 amino acids. The transcript has a single exon. Gene Ontology annotation, biological process: transmembrane transport. Lineage: Eukaryota; Fungi; Ascomycota; Pichiomycetes; Pichiales; Pichiaceae. Gene Ontology annotation, cellular component: mitochondrial inner membrane.